Messenger RNA from Malania oleifera, 2153 nucleotides. RefSeq lists its product as uncharacterized. NCBI's taxonomy places the organism in Eukaryota, Viridiplantae, Streptophyta, Magnoliopsida, Santalales, Ximeniaceae. Gene Ontology annotation, biological process: regulation of signal transduction. Gene Ontology annotation, cellular component: endoplasmic reticulum membrane. The coding region runs from base 96 to 1886 and encodes 596 amino acids. The record is from RefSeq and is a predicted model, not a curated record. The transcript has 15 exons.
UUUUAAGUUUUAGGUUUAAAUUUGUUUUGAAAGAAAUUUAAUUUAAUUUAUUUAUUAUAUUUUAUUUAAAUUUAUACCAUCUAAAUCUAAAAGUCAUGUUCUUGAUGGAUGAUUUACUUGAGGAGCCUAGCUGCUCGGAUCACACUGUCUCGUCCUUAGACCCUGUAGCCAUCUGGUUCUUGCCACGGUUCUCGUCUCUAAUGGCGAUCGGCAAGCGCCGGGAAGGCGACAUGCUGGACUCGGUGUGCUCAGUGAUCGCGCUGGUUUUCAUUCUGGUAGCCUGUGUGGAGCUCUGCGAUGCCGCCACUGUUCUCGACGUAUACCGACUCAUUCAGUAUGAUUUCGCCGGCGUUCCCUACGGAUCUCGCCUCGCCGGCCUCAACCAUCACGCCGGCUCCCUGCCAUUCGCUGCUGGCGCGGAUCUGUCGCGCACUGUGGUUAUGAUUCCUCUCCGAGAAGUGAACGUGACGUUUAUGCGAGAGUACAUUUCUCAGAGACAGCCUUUGGGGGGUUUAUUGUUUUUGCUUCCUCAGAUGUUUAAUUCUGACAGAGACGGUAGGGAGGAAGGUGAUAAAUUUGGAGAGCUUUUAAGGAAUGUACUGGUGGAACUGGAACAGUUCCUUGUACGCGCCUAUUUGCCUUAUCCUGUUUAUUUCGCUUUUGAGGAUGACAACAUUGAUGCUGCUUUAGCUGAUGUCAAGAGGAAUGAUGCUACGGGUCAGCCAGCUACUGCAACAACAGGCGGAUACAAGCUUGUUGUUUCAGCACCCGAACCUAAGAAAAUGGCAUCUCCCACCAUCACAAACAUUCAGGGAUGGUUGCCAGGAUUGAAGGCAGAUGGAGAUUCAAGUCAACUCCCAACCAUUGCUGUAGUGGCAUCAUAUGACACAUUCGGAGCUGCACCAGCAUUAUCAGUUGGAAGUGACAGCAAUGGGAGUGGUAUUGCUGCAUUGCUUGAAAUAGCUAGGUUGUUCUCUCUUCUUUAUGCAAAUCCUAAGACUAGGGGAAGAUACAAUAUACUUUUUGGACUAACUUCCGGUGGACCUUAUAACUACAAUGGAACUCAUAAGUGGCUUCGGAGUUUUGAUCAACGUGUGCGUGAAAAUAUUGACUAUGCUAUUUGCUUGAAUAGUAUUGGUUCAUGGGACAAUGAGUUAUGGAUUCACGUGUCUAAACCUCCAGAAAAUGCCUUAAUAAAGCAAAUUUUUGAUGGUUUUUCUAAUGCAGCAGAAGAAUUGGGUGUUAAAGUUGGCUUGAAACACAAGAAAAUAAAUAUUUCAAAUCCUCGAGUAGCCUGGGAGCAUGAACAGUUUUCCAGGCUAAGAAUUACAGCUGCCACCCUUUCUGAACUUUCAACUGCGUCCGAGUUUUUGGAGAGCACAGGGGGUCUGUCUGAUAGAAGACAUUUUGUGAGUGAAAGUUCAAUUAUCAGAAGUGUCAAGUUAGUAGCCGAGAGUCUUGCGAGGCACAUCUACGGCCACCAGGGAAAAAAUGUUCAGAUCUUUGCUGACGAUAGUAGUUUGGCAGUCAACCCAUCUUAUAUACAUUCUUUGUUGGAACUUUUGUCGAAGACACCUCGAGUGGCACCAUUUCUAACAAAGACUGACCCAUUUAUCAUGGCACUGAAACAGGAAUUAGCACAGCAUACUGUUGAGGUGAAUGUGCAGCAUGAGAUGAUCGAUGGGAUGUUCACUUUCUUUGAUUCGAUAAGAGCCAGACUUUAUAUUUAUCAGGUUGCUAGUGUAACAUUUGACUUGCUGUUGCUUCUGGUGCUGGGAUCUUAUUUGAUAGUCCUUUUCAGUUUUCUUGUCAUCAUUACAAGGGGCCUCGAUGAUCUCAUCAGUAUAUUCCGGCGACCUCCCUCCCGCAAGAUGAAAACUGCUUAAUUAUUGAAGCAGAGGAUAUAAUUGAGCUAAAAGCAUUUUGACUCACCUCAGAGUAGUUUGUACCAAGCUUAUUUGUCUCCUUCGCCCCUUCCCCUCUCCAUUGUAUGGUAAUUUAGUAUUGCGAGGGUUUUUUUCCGUCAAUGUUUAGUAUUUAGUGAUUGAUGUUGAUAAUUUAUUGUGCAAGGACCAGAACCAUUAGGGGGUGAGCAAAAUUUUGUAGGCCUUUCAACAUUCAAUCUAAUCUCAUUAUGAUCAUUCUUUAGAAAA